Nanorana parkeri is the source of this 2280-nucleotide messenger RNA. It is a transcript of the gene FBXO40, whose product is annotated as F-box protein 40. The record is from RefSeq and is a predicted model, not a curated record. Gene Ontology annotation, molecular function: ubiquitin protein ligase activity; zinc ion binding; protein binding. NCBI's taxonomy places the organism in Eukaryota, Metazoa, Chordata, Amphibia, Anura, Dicroglossidae. The transcript has 4 exons. Gene Ontology annotation, cellular component: cytoplasm. Bases 1 to 2280 code for a protein of 759 amino acids.
AUGGAUGUGCUUCAGUUUGACCGCCCACAAACUCGACUGGCCGGGCCGAGCCGUGUCCGUCAGGAGCAGACAGCAAGGGGGGAGGAGCUACUCGAGUUUGUGGCCGGUCAAACUGAAGCACAUCCAUUCCAGACCAGCCUCCCACACCAUCGGAGACACCAGGAUCGAUCCAAGGAGACGAUCGCACAGACAACAGGGGAGCUCCUAAUUGGAAAGGCGACAAAGCCACGUCCCGGUGAGCACAGACACUGCCAGAACUGCUUCAACAAACGAUGCCAAGCCCCCAUCAACUCUGGCGUCUCCUGCGUGAUGAUAAGCUGCCGCUCGCACUGCGGCGCCACUUUCCACAUGUGCAAGGAGGAGGAGCACCAACUGCUAUGCCCCAACGACUGGGUGCCAUGCCUCAAUUCGGUUUUCGGCUGCCCGUUUUACAUGAAUAGAUGUAAGCAGGCCAGGCACCUGAAGGUCUGCCCAGCUAGCGUGGUCUGCUGUUCCAUGGAGUGGAACCGCUGGCCCAUUCUGGAUAAGGAUCAAACUCUUUAUGAGAAUCUUCUGAAGGAGGAGGAAAGCGAGGAAUGCCUGGACUUGGCCUUAUCUCUACAGGAUCAAAAAGUCCUCUUUAGAUCGCUUAAACUGGCCGAACUUUUCCCAGAGCUCUCUGAGGAACCUCAAAAUACCAUAAGCUUGGAUAGGCCCGAUGAAGGCCUGGAGGCAGGCGCUGUUGGAGGAACUGAUCCGUCAAAUGUAACAUAUACUAGCAGUACGGAAGAGGGCGGGCUGACUCAGUUUGAGCGAGAAGCUUUGGCUCGAGGUCAACUCGACCAUGAUUUUGGUCAGUUCUCUAAGUGGGAGGCUAUGUUUAGCAAAGAGUUGAGAGCAUCUGAAUAUCUAGAGAAAGCUGCAGGUCAAAGCACUAGUGCAUCCGAUGGAACUAGUAACACGCCAGGUGGCAAACCCAAAGAAGGAGAGAAACAGCCAGAAUCUGAUGAGGCCAAAAAAGACGAAGAACUCAAGAGAACGCACAUGGAAUUACGAGAGAAGACUGGCUUGGCUCCGUGGCAGGAGGGGGUCCUGGAAAGACUGAAGUCGGAAGUAGAUUGUGGGAGCUACAACAUGUACAUUGUGCAUCACGGCAGCAUGCUUAUCCGGUUUGGACAGAUGGCGGCGUGCACUCCUAGAGAGAAGGACUUUGUGUAUGGAAACCUUGAAGCCCAGACAGUGGAGACCGUAUGCACGUUCAAAGUACCAACAAGCUACUGUGGCCGUAGAGCCAAACUUGGGGACGACAAUCACAAGAAGGAGAAAGAUGUGAAAUUGGUGGACACAUCUGACCUCGGCCUCCCGGAAGAAGACUUAUCGCAAUCUAAAAGUAUUUAUACAAUCUUGAUGUGUGCUCUAGAGAGGGAGCUUAAAGGUCACGGUGUGUCACAGAUGAAGGCCCUGGAUGGCCUGCUCAUCGAUUUCGGAACUCAGACUUAUAAUUUUGGCCAGGAUCCCUUCACUAAAAAAACUGUUUUAUUGGAUCUUAUCACGGAAAAGGAAAUGAGACGCUUGGGUCUCAAACUGGAUAUUCUGAGUGAAAGUGUAAGCGGGAGACAUAACAAGAGCAACUCAUCGUUCACCUUCUCGUGCCAACUGUUCUUCCGUAGAGACGAGUUUUCCUCGCAUUUUAAGAACGCCCACUGCGACAUACAGUCCAGCCUCGGUGGCUGGUUCCAGCAACGCUGCCCGCUUGCCUACUUGGGCUGUACGUACUUGCAAAAUCGGUUUCGUCCUGCAGGGGUGAAGUCACGAGUCAUCUACAAUAAGCAGCUCAAGACAUUUGCAGUGAAGCCACUGGUGGACUGCAGUCUGUACGAUGGAGUAAGACCCAACCUUUCAAGGAGCCAUCGAGGAAAGAGCAAAGACUCCCUCUCCAACCUUCCACUUGAGGUCCUGCAACACGUCGCUGGGUUCUUGGACAGCUUUAGUCUCUGCCAGCUGUCCCAAGUCUCUUCUCUUAUGAGAGAUGUGUGCACCUCGUUGUUGCACGAGAGGGGGAUGGUCCAUCUCCUCUGGGAAAAGAAGACUUACUCUCAUGGCGGAAGUUCGUGGAGGUGUCGGAAAAAGGUCUGGAAUUUCAGCAGCCUCUUCUCUCCGGUCCACCACUGGACCUUCGACGACAUCUCUUCCGUGUCUGAACACCUCAAGGUCUGUCCUUUCAAUUCCCCAGAAAGGAAGGAGAAGCCGUUCCAGCUUCCCAGCGUGUUAGCUCCUCAACACCUUAGAAGAAAGCUGUAG